AAUCAAUUAAUAUCUUUGCCCAAUUCCUCUACCACUAAAAUUUCAAAAACCUCUCCCUUCACCGGCGCCGGCGUAUUCACCGGAGCUCCGACAUGUCCCCUUUAUUUGCAAUUGUCUCUCUGAUCAUACUUAUAAUCAUACCUACUAUUGUAUACGCUUUCAUCUACGCUAUGAAACACCCGGAUAACGUUUUCCGGCGAAGCUCCGGCGAAAAUUCCGGUGAGUCGACCACCGGAAUUAUUACACAUCAUACGGAUAUGUUAUCGACUGUAAAGUAUGAAAAAAAAACUUCGCCGGAGAAGGAGGAAGAUUCCGGUAAUGAGUGUCCGGUGUGUUUGACGGCGUUUGUUGACGGAGAAGAAGUUAGACAAUUGAUGACGUGUAAACAUAUUUUUCAUUUUUCUUGUAUUGAUAAAUGGCUUUGUUCUAAAUCAAGUUGUCCUGUUUGCCGUGCUGCCGUUACCGUUAAACGGCCUAAACGGCAGGCGGUUAACUUCGAUGAUGAUUUCCGGCACGGUUUGCCGGAUGCUGCUGCGUUAGUUUGAUUGUUGUAAUGCAUUUUUACAUUUUGUUCG
Solanum verrucosum is the source of this 575-nucleotide messenger RNA. Its product is annotated as RING-H2 finger protein ATL33. The transcript has a single exon. The coding region runs from base 93 to 545 and encodes 150 amino acids. The record is from RefSeq and is a predicted model, not a curated record. Lineage: Eukaryota; Viridiplantae; Streptophyta; Magnoliopsida; Solanales; Solanaceae.